Electrophorus electricus (electric eel) is the source of this 4297-nucleotide messenger RNA. RefSeq names its product serum response factor b (gene srfb). Gene Ontology annotation, molecular function: DNA-binding transcription factor activity, RNA polymerase II-specific; cis-regulatory region sequence-specific DNA binding; protein dimerization activity. Gene Ontology annotation, biological process: positive regulation of transcription by RNA polymerase II. Lineage: Eukaryota; Metazoa; Chordata; Actinopteri; Gymnotiformes; Gymnotidae. The record is from RefSeq and is a predicted model, not a curated record.
UCUGCACGGACGGAUUCGUCCACCGACAGGCAGAAGAUUAGAAGAUAUACAUAGAAACGUUCAUAAUUUCAUUUUAAACGGACUUUGGCGACGGUUUGUAGCAUUUGGUUGAAGCGUUCGCGCAUUUACAGCGAGCGUGGUCGACGUUUUUACGAGUUUACGUUUGAACUACAUGACAUGGCGGAUUAAUCGCGGAUGCGCUGUUUGCUAUUUCCUUUUAGAGAGUACGCGGAGUUUUGGGAAGCGGGGAGGUGAGGCAGUCUUGAAGCGGCUCGAAGGGUCUGCGAGGUGGCAUCACUUUGGAAACUUUGCCGUGGUAGCUACGCAGGCAUUGCGCCCCCCAGCCUUGUCUAGUUUUGCGUGUUUACGUGGUGUGUUUUAAUGUGUGUAUGUGUGUUGCCGUGUUCACUACGCACUUAACCCACCAAAGGCGGACUGGCGCUUCAGCGUGUAAUCUUCUCUUAUGAGUAGGAUGUUAUCUAGCCAGGCUGGAUCGGCACUGAGUGGAAACGGGUCAGCGUCCGGGAAUAACGCGGGACACGGUCCUGUGGUUAUCGGUAGCGGGCAUCGCCCAGGGCUUGCGAGGGCUGGUCAGACGGUAGCCGGGGUUGGUCCUUUCACCGGUGCACCCGGACGUUUGGGAGAGGGUGCAGGGAUGCUGGGAGGGAACGGACCCGGAGUCGGUUCGAGGAGUGGCGUGAGACCUGGGAACGGGACCGGACUGGCCGCGCUGCAGCCAGGCAGCCAGGCAGGGAUGGGGGGUCUCGGCGCGGGGGUGGGAAUUCCCGGGCGGUUUGAUCGGAGUAAAGAGGGGGCACCUCAGGUGUGCAGCGCUUCGGACGCGGACUCCGACUCGGGGGAUGAGGAUGAGCCGAUGGGUUCAGCCGGGGACAGCAGAAGGGGUGUCAAGCGAGAGAGAGCCGAGAUGGAAGCGGCGAUGGUCGGACAGGAGGCCGGGGUGCCACCCGGGGGUUAUGGUGUGGUCCCCGGUGGAGUGGCUGGAGCAAAGCCAGGGAAAAAGACACGUGGCCGCGUGAAGAUUAAGAUGGAGUUUAUAGACAACAAGUUGCGGCGAUACACAACUUUCAGCAAGAGGAAGACUGGCAUUAUGAAGAAGGCAUACGAGCUAUCCACUCUAACGGGGACGCAGGUCCUGCUCCUUGUGGCAAGCGAAACGGGGCACGUCUACACCUUUGCCACGCGCAAACUCCAGCCCAUGAUCACCAGUGAGACGGGCAAAGCCCUGAUCCAGACCUGCCUCAACUCCCCCGACUCCCCGCCCCGCUCGGACCCGUCUAUGGACCAGCGCAUGAGCGCCACGGGCUUCGAGGAGACCGACCUCACCUAUCAGGUGUCGGAAUCGGAGAGCCUCGGUGAAACCAAGGACUCCCUCAAGCCUGCCUUCACCGUGGCGAGCCUCCCGGGAAGCACCAGUUCGCAGGCCACGGUGCCGACCACCUCCACCACCAUGCAGGUGAGCAGCGGACCCUCCUUCCCCAUCACCAACUACCUGGCCCCGGCGUCGGCCAGCGGCGGGUCCGGCCCAGGCACGGCCGCCGCCAACGGCACCGUCCUGAAGAGCGCCACCGCCCCUUCGGGAGGGGUCAUGCUGCCUGGCGGCUUCACCUUCAUGUCAGGCCCUCCUUUCCCCGCUGGGGCGCCUGCCAUCCCCCUGGGGCAGCUGCAGGGGCACUCUCUGGCUCUCCAGAGCCAGCCGGGCCAGACCCUGAGCGCUGCCGCCACCGCCCACCCUGCGCCGGGCCAGCAAACUGUGUUCCGCCUGCCUGCUGCGGUCUCGCUCACAGGAGGAGGAGUAUCCCAGCAGCUCCAAGCCAUCCAGGUGCAGGCUGGCACCCAGCCCAGCUCCAACAGCACCGAUGGCAGCAGCCCAGAGAUCUCCCAGACCAGCACUGCCUCCACAGCCACGGUCACUCUCCCGGCAACCAUUGUCACAUCGUCAGUGCCUACCUCUGUAGCGGGUCACAUGAUGUACCCUAGCCCCCACACAGUGAUGUACGCCUCAGCACCCACGCUAGCCGAUGGCAGUCUGGCUGUGCUCAACGCCUUCUCUCAGAGCGCCUCCGCUAUGCAGGUGUCCCACGCACAGGCCCAGGACACGGGGGCAGUUCCUCAGGUUUUCCUCGCAGGACCACCUGGCACGGUUCAGAUCCCUGUUUCAGCGGUGCAGCUACACCCAGUACGGCAAGAUCUCCACUUUACAAAUGGUGAUUGGUCAGCAGUCCAGCGGCAGCAGCAGUAAUUUGACAGAGCUUCAGGUGGUGAAUCUGGACACUGCACAGAACACCAAGAGUGACUGAUGGUCCAGGAGGAUCACCAGAGACUUGCAUCAUGUUUAUCGAUGCCUUGUUUCCUUUUUAAGCGUUACAUCCAUGUAUGCCACGAGUGUGUGUGAUUGUACAGUUUCUGCUAGAAAUGUCCAUCACAACCAUGGUCACGAAUUGAAAGAAACUUGGUCUCAGUUCUGCUGUGCGUGCUGCGAUUUAUAGAAUAUCAACUCCAAUUCUGACAUGCGUUUUUUGCAUGUUACAUGUGCGAGCGUGCGUAUGCAUGUGCGUGUAUGUAUGCGUUUGUGUGUGUAUACAUGUGUUUGUGUGUUAAUUGCAUAAAAGAGAAAAGGAAGACAGUGUUAGUUAGCUGUUGCAGAUACUGCAGCCUCUCACUUUGGCCAAAGACAUAUUUUGUCAGUAUUUUUGUGUGAAUGCCAGUAUGUGUCUGGAUAGCAGAGGGGUCAUGGAGAGAAGCCUUUGGAGAAAGAGUGAUGAUGGGUUAAAGCUUUGAGAAAAUCAGAUAGCAGGACUGUUGGAUAUGUACAUAAUUUUCUUUUUUAAUUAUGUUAUUUUAGCUGAUAGUGCUAUGGCAUGUACUGUAGUUUUGUUUUUUUAAAAGAUGCUUUUUUUUGUUUUGUAUUUCCUUAUAAAAACAUUUACAACUGUGUAAAUUAAUGUAAUAUAAUAUAUAUAUUUUAUUGAUUUAUAUAAGAUCAUGGAGAAUAAGAGUGAGGAAUUUUGUAGUCAAGCUCGUUUUUUUUGUUUUUGUUUUUGUUUUUUUUACUAUAAUCUAUAACACAAAUUUCCAGCCUGCAGUUGAACAAAGUCAAAGCAAAAACAGAGGGAGGAUAUGGAGACACCUAUAAAGUUUUUCCUGUUGCUUUGUUUUUAACAGCUUUCUUUAUUGUAAUACCCAGGCAUGACAUUACCCAAGCUACUUCCUACUUGGCAUUAGAUGGUCUAUGUAUGAUAUAGCGCUGUUUCCACUGGCUGUUUCAGGCUAGGUUAGAAUACCAUAUUCUAAUAGGAAGUGAUACCUGAUACUGAGAAGAGCUCAAAGGAGAGCUCUUGUUCCCUCUUGACUCUAACGAUUAACUGUUUUAAUGCCACGUUUUGCAAAAGUUGCUGAAAAGGUUUAACGAAACACUAAAACCUUUGCUGAUGUCUCGAAAUGAGCAUCAGACGAGUCCUUGACAUGCGUUACCAUGCAGAAUGACCUGAACUCUUCAUGCUGGAUUCACACCCUGCCUCAGUAAUGCUGACCAGAUGUUAGCUGACAGAUUAACAGUCAUCUGCUUCCCAGUAUCUUCACAGCACUGACAUAUUCAACACCAUUUAUUUCGUCAGCAACUAUAAGACCGUGUGAGAGGGUUUGGACUGGUAUGGCUCAUGCGUGUGCGCUCUCUCUCUCACUCUCUCUCUCACUCUCACUCUCACUCACUCUCUCUCACUCAUAUAUCAGAAGGCUGUGGUUUGGUCCCCCUGCCCCGCCCCCAAAACUGAAUUUAUUCAGUUUGACAUUUCAUCUUACCAAAUGACAGAAGCAGCAGCUCACACAUGUUGACCUAAAGCCUUUUUGUAUAAAGGGAAGUUUUCAUGCUGUACUUUGGGGUGGUGUUUUAGACGUUUAUUUAUAACGACAUUUUGUUGGAGUGACGCUUGGUGUGUCUCUGGUCUGGGGAGCAUUUGUGCAGCUUGUGUCCAGUGCUCCACUCUGCACUGGUGACAUGAGGUUUUCUUCAAGCCAAACUUGGUUUCUCCUAUAGAAAAUGUGAAAUCCUUCACUGAAAUCAUUUUGUUUGAUACAUUUUUAAAAGUUUGUUUUACAUUUAUAACAAAAUGGUGUGACAUCAGAAUGAACACUGGUUCUUUUAUUGUUAGAUUUUUGAGGUUAUUGUGUGAGCUUUUGUGAACUUUUGUUUUAUUUCUAUUUUUCUUUCAUCUUUGGGGAUCUUCAUGUAACAGCAAAUGUACAGAAAUUUUGUAAUAAAAAAUGGAUCUUGUACUGA